ACUUAAUUAGGAAGUCUCUGCUUUCCUUGGUGUAGUUGUUCUGUAUAUUAUGAUGAUGAUGCUCCCUUAGCUGUUGGCAUGCAUGUGUGUCAAUCAGCGCUGGGGGAGAACAAUGGAACUCCGGCAGUGGCUGCUGCUUCUCUGCCUCAGCGGUGGCCUACUCCAACGGCGCGCCCAACCUGACAGCAGAGGUUUCAUCAGUAUAGACUGUGGGUUAACGGAGCAGGCGAGCUACAUAGACAACACCACGAAGCUGUUGUAUGUCUCGGACGCAGGCUUCACUGACGCCGGCACGAACCACAACAUCUCGGCCGAGUACAUCCGACCGCUACAAUCUAGGCGCGGCCAGAACCUACGGAGCUUCCCCGAUGGCGUGCGCAACUGCUACACGCUCCAUUCAUUGGUGUCCGGCCUCAAGUACCUCAUUCGUGCCAGCUUCCUCUAUGGCAACUACGACGGUCUCAACCGGACGCCGGCGUCGUUCGAGCUCCACAUCGGCGUCAACUUCUGGGCGGCGGUGAACAUGUCAUCGUGGGGGACGGACCAGGGCAACACUGCGACGGUGGAGGCCAUCGUCGUUGUGCCGGACAACCUGGUGCAGGUGUGCCUGGUGAACACCGGCAGUGGGACACCCUUCAUCUCCGGUCUGGACCUGAGACCGCUGAAGAAGACAUUCUACCCGCAGGCAACGGCGGAGCAGGGGCUGGUCAUGCUGGCUAGACUCAACGCCGCCCCAAUAGACAAGACAGUUCUCAUAAGGUACCCCGAUGAUGCGCAUGACCGGAUGUGGUACCCGUGGUACGACGCCACGAUCUGGGCCGAGAUCUCGACGAGCGAGAGAGUGUACGGCGUGGGUGACGACCUCUUUGAAGCGCCGUGGAAGGUGAUGCAAACGGCGAUCGCGGCGCGGAACGGCUCUGGGAACAUCUGGUUCGGCUGGGAGUCCUCGGACGCCGAGCCCCGGGACGACGACCCUGCUCGGCCAGGGUACGUCGCCAUCCUGCACUUCGCCGAGCUGCAGCUCCUCAACGCCAGCAACGGUGAGCUGCGCCAGUUCUACAUCAACCUGAAUGGCGAGCUCGCGUACCCGUCGGGCUUCACGCCAGAGUACCUCAUCAACAACGCGAUCUACGAUACCAAGCCCAGCCGGCAUAGCGUCUACAACUUGUCCAUCAACGCCACCGCAAACUCGACGCUGCCGCCCAUCCUGAACGCCGUCGAGGUGUACUCCGUCAUCCCCACCACCAACCUUGGCACCGACUCCCAAGAUGCAUCUGCCGCCAUGGCGGUCAAGGCCAAGUACGAGGUGCGGAAGAACUGGAUGGGUGACCCAUGCUUUCCCACGACUAUGGCAUGGGAUGGGUUGGCCUGCAGCUAUGCCGCUGCCAACCCUCCAAGGAUCACAAGCAUAAACCUGUCCUCCAGUGGUCUAAAUAGUGAGAUAUCGUCAUCUUUUGCGCAUCUAAAGGCUCUCCAAUACUUGAAUUUAUCAAACAAUAACUUGACUGGUUCAAUUCCAGAUGCCCUUUCACAGUUACCAUCAUUGACAGUCAUAGAUUUGUCUGGGAACCAACUCAAUGGAUCAAUUCCCUCUGGACUUCUCAAAAGAAUUCAAGAUGGCUCCUUGGAUCUAAGACAUGGCAACAAUCCAAACCUUUGCACCGACGGCAAUUCAUGUCAGCUUGGUACUAAAAGGAAGAGCAAACUGGCCAUCUAUGUUGCCGUCCCUGUACUUGUGAUUGUUGUGAUAGUAUCAGUGGCUCUACUAGUCUUGUUCUUCCUAAGACGACGGAACCAGCAACAAGGAUCAAUGAGAAACAGGACAGCGGUAAAGCCACAAAACGAAGAGGCGAUGUCGACGAGCUAUGGCGGCGAUGAUGACUCUCUGCGACUAGUUGAGAAUCGUCGGUUCACGUACGAGGAACUCAAGAGGAUAACCAAUGGCUUUGACCGGGUGCUUGGCCAAGGAGGGUUCGGCCGUGUCUAUGACGGCUUCCUGGAGGAUGGUACUCAAGUGGCAGUGAAGUUGCGGUCACACUCCUCCAAUCAAGGCGUCAAGGAGUUCCUUGCAGAGGCUCAGAUUUUAACCCGGAUUCAUCACAAGAAUCUUGUCUCGAUGAUUGGUUACUGCAAGGAUGGGGCGUAUAUGGCACUUGUGUACGAGUACAUGGCACAAGGGACCCUACGAGAGCACAUUGCAGGAACCGGACACAAUGGAGGAUGUUUACCUUGGAGGCAGAGACUUAAAAACGCCCUUGAAUCUGCACAAGGGUUGGAGUAUCUGCAUACGGGGUGCAACCCGCCUCUCAUCCACAGGGAUGUCAAGGCCACCAACAUUCUGCUGAAUGCCUGGCUAGAAGCCAAGAUCGCCGAUUUUGGCUUGACCAAAGCCUUUGAAUACCACAACAACACAAAUCUUUUCACGAACACGCUCGCUUUUACCCCCGGGUACGUUGAUCCAGAGUACCAAGCAACGAUGCAGCCAACGACCAAGAGCGACGUGUACAGCUUCGGAGUGGUGCUGCUGGAGCUGGUCACCGGGAAACCAGCCAUCCUUUCAGAUCCAGAUCCCACGAGCAUCGUCCAAUGGGCAAGGCAGCGGCUGGCACGGGGCAACAUGGAGGGCGUGGUGGACGCGCGAAUGCAGGGCAAUUAUGAUAUCAACGGCGUGUGGAAGGUGGCGGAGAUUGCACUGAAAUGCACCGCACAGGGAUCGGCACAGCGGCCCACCAUGGCCGAUGUGGUGGCGCAGCUACAGGAGUGUGUCGAGCUCGAGGAGGGCCGCACUUCUAGCUUCCACACCGGUGGGAGCAGCGGCGCCGUUAAUUUCAAUGUUUAUGUUAGUGCGCAGUCCACUGACAUGAGCAGUAACACUGCAUUCGAGACGGAGCUGAGGAUACCAACCGUGGCCGCCGAUCCAGGACCGACAGCACGUUGAAGACUUCUUUGUCCAAAAUCAGAUAUAUAAUUGUUGUUUUUCUUUAAGUAUUUGAGAUUGUUAAUCAUGUAGUUAUUUACUCUCUCCUUGCCAAAAUAUAAUGCAUAUGAGAUUUUUUGAAA
Messenger RNA from Hordeum vulgare subsp. vulgare (domesticated barley), 3060 nucleotides. Its product is annotated as probable LRR receptor-like serine/threonine-protein kinase At1g51880. Gene Ontology annotation, molecular function: protein kinase activity; ATP binding; protein binding. Lineage: Eukaryota; Viridiplantae; Streptophyta; Magnoliopsida; Poales; Poaceae. The record is from RefSeq and is a predicted model, not a curated record. The transcript has 11 exons. Gene Ontology annotation, biological process: protein phosphorylation. Bases 83 to 2938 code for a protein of 951 amino acids.